AUGCUGACCCGACUCCUUGACAAGGCGCUUGUGAAGCUCGAAAUCAAAGACUCGCCAAAACAGACAUCCGCCAGGGCAGACGAAGCACUCUACCCGACCUUGUUUUUCCCGCCCCCACCCCAAGGCACGACUUCUCUCUGUCGGCGAUGUUUGACACUACUCUCCCACUUUAUAUCGCGGUUUGGAGAUGGAACUGACUACCAGCCGCUCACCAUCACUCACUCGUGGUCGAUACGGGAUCUUACACACGCCGUUCAGAUGAACCACGCGGUCGCUCGGAAGAACACUACAGAGUGCGUGAUAUGCAUCAAGGUAUUCAUAUUGUUCAAGGCUAUGCAGGCGCAUGUUUCAUUCGAGGAUUCGUGGCGGACUUCACCGUCUACAGAUUGGAACUUGACUUGGGCAAUAACUUUACCUAAUUACGAGCCAAACAAAGAUCGUCUGCACGUAAAAUUCUCUGUGACCCACAAGGGCGGAUACAGUUGGGGCAUUGGUGGCUUCAAGGUAUAUCCCGAUAGGAAUGCUACAGCUGCGAGAGCCCCCGAGAAUCCAAAUAAAGUGGACGAUACCCUUUUGGUGGGGCCGCUUGAUGGUUAUGAACAGCCUACAGACGGUAUCUCCAAUCUUGAUUUCUCUUCAACACUGAGCCAAGGGACCCUCGCCCUCGUAUCUUCUUGGGCAAGGGAGUGUGCAACAUCUCACGCAAAGUGCCGAAGAAUAUUUGGAAGCGAUGGACUACAACAGCCUGAGCCUUGGUUCCCAGACCGGCUUGUCCAAGUCAGACGCAAAGACAACGGGUCCCUGACUGCUCGACUUGUGCUCAAGGCCAACCCAGCACAUUUUCCCACCUCUGCCUCGAAACACGUUGACUACCUCUCAUUUUCCCACUGCUGGGGACCUCCUCCUGAGCCAAAUGCUCCCCUCGGCGGCCGAGCAGGCAGUGUCCUUACGCGAGACACGCUCUCCAAGUGGACAGCUGCUUUACCGGUUAAUGACCUUCCAUUAGCAUUCCGGCAUGCUAUCACUGUCUGCGCCUGGCUCGACUUUGAGUACAUUUGGAUUGACAGCCUUUGCAUCAUGCAAGAUAGUCGAGAGGACUGGGAGAUCCAAAGUGCCGUCAUGGGAGACGUUUACAAGUUUGCUUUCCUUAACAUCGCCGCUCUCUCGUCUACGUCCGACUAUAAUGGCUUCAUCUUCUCUCGCGAUACGAGGAUCGUUUUUGGCUUUCGACGCUCCUUCGCAAACCUCCUCGGUCGGAAUGCCAGUGAGCGAAAUCAAGAGGGGAAGCAGUGCGUCUUGCUCAAAGGACAAGCUCCGCUUGUCUGGGAUUUUCAAAAGGACAUUCAGGGGAGUACGGAUUCUAACACUCCGCUCUUUACUCGCGCAUGGGUGUAUCAAGAGCGCAGUCUUGCUCGUCGCUCCCUUGCAUUCUCCAACUCUAGCGUUUACUGGUCAUGCGAUGAGCAUAGUGUCUGUGAGCAAUCUGGAUGGGGAGGGUACAUGCAGAAUGGCCUGCGAAGAACUUUACAUAGGGUAGAGGAAAUCAUGAGCACCAUCUCACAGAACGGGGCGACCGAAGACCUCGCAAAAAGCUUGAUUCAGGCAUUCGAUUACCAGUGGCACUCGACCGUAACAAACUACUCUAAUUGCAGUCUCACCAAGCACACCGACAAACUAGUGGCCGUGUCUUCCGUGGCUCGCGAGCUGGACAGCACUGGGAUCCUGCAGAGUCAGCGGUACCUCGCCGGCCUCUGGAGCGUGAGCAUCCUCAUCCAGAUGUCUUGGAUCACCAUCGUCGGCUCCAAGACACCUGCGCGGAAAGUCGUUGGGGAGGAAGGCUACGUCGCGCCGAGCUGGAGCUGGGCCUCGGUCGAAGCGUGCGUUCAACCUCGCCAUUUCUGGACGGUUACAUCGGCGACGACCAUCCCACUGGGCGAAGUUCUCGGCGCCGAUGUGGAGCUUGCCACGGAUUACAAGUUCGGCUCUGUCAAAGCGGGCUGGAUUCGCGUCCGCGGGCAUCUGAACGGCGUCCAAUCCGGGUCUCGCGACGGUAAAAGCCUCAGCCUCACUGAUAGAGAGACCGGAGGCGAUUUGUGGUUCUGCUCGGACACGGUCGAAGGCUUCGAUAUCGUCCGGCACGGAAACGCAAGGAGGCUGGUGUGGAUGCCGUUGUCGGUGAGCUUCGAUACUAGCAUAUCCGGGAAGUGCCUCGUUCUUCUGGAGGUGCCGGGGCAGCAAUACGGGGGGCCGAACGCGUUCAUAAGGCCCGGCGAGAAGGUCUACCGGAGAAUGGGAACCGGAAGAUUUGGGAGGACUAUCGGCAUGUUGCAUCCGACCGAUGUGGUCCUUGGUCUGGGCACUUACCCCAAUAUCAAAAUUGGUGGUGAAACUCGCACUGGGGCAGAGCUCGCUAGCGUCUUCACGCGCAAACAGACCCCAAUGGAGGAAUUUGUGUUGAUAUAG
Messenger RNA from Drepanopeziza brunnea f. sp. 'multigermtubi' MB_m1, 2463 nucleotides. RefSeq lists its product as uncharacterized. Lineage: Eukaryota; Fungi; Ascomycota; Leotiomycetes; Helotiales; Drepanopezizaceae. The record is from RefSeq and is a predicted model, not a curated record.